AUUUUAUUGGACCAUAGCAUAAAUAGUCAUAUUUUAGUUGCCUUGUGUAAAAUACAAGAUUACCAUUCUUUUCUGAAACCUAAUCUACAGACCAUCUUCUUCUCCAUUUCGUCUCUUCAAGAUUACCAAUAUACUCCGUACGAUUCUUCAUUGUAAUAGUUACAUUAAUUGUCCAAAAUGAGGAAACAGCCUAAUCAACCGUGCUUACAGGAUCAUGAGAGACUAGUUGAUAGGAUAAGCAGUUUACCAGAUCAUGUUUUGGCUAAAAUUCUUUCUUUGGUCCCGUUGGAAGAUGCCGGCAGAACCAGCAUCUUGUCUCCGAGAUGGAGGUACAUAUGGACCUCUGUGACGAACUUUGACUUUUUCUUUGCUGAUGAUAAGGUGGGCGGGCUGGAGAGAUUUGCGACUAUGGUGGACCACGUGCUUGCAAAAUGCAAUUCAAUGAAUGUGGACAGCUUUUCUUUGUUCUGUCCUGAAAUUAAGGACUUGUCUCGCGUCAACGAUUGGGUGUCUUCUGGGGUUAGACUCAAGCCGAAAAGCCUGGUGCUGAAGACAGGUUCUGGCAUUCUUGAUGAUUAUGGAUUGGUUUGCCUUCCACCAUACCCUAAGUGCACAAUCACUUACUGCUCGAUGGUAGCUCUGGAGCUGGAGUCGUGCUUUGACAUUGAGAUACCCGACUCGAUUGUUUCUUUCCCAUGCCUCAAAACUCUUACUUUCACUGGCUGGUUUCCUUAUCAUUGUCAUGUGAUGGACAAGCUCACCAGUAGCUGUCCAGUCCUGGAAAAACUACACCUUGAGGGGUUCCUUGAACCUAAUGCAGAUUUGAUGUUUGACAUUUCUAUUCCCACUCUGAAGGCUAUGCACUUGGAAUUCUUUACUGACGAGAGUGGUCUUCAUGAGCAUUAUAUCAUAAUCGAUGCCCCCAAACUUGAAGAUCUGUAUAUCGAUGAUCACACAGAAGCAUGCUAUUAUGGAAGAAACCUGGAUUCUUUGAUUAGUGUUCAUGUUGAUGUUGAUUAUGAGGGCUCUUUGGUGGGUGAUGCUAAUUUUGAACGACUCAAGCGAUUGCUUAUGCUUUUUGCCAGUGUUUCCAAAGCUAAGCGUUUAACAUUAUCAGCCGCUUCUUGUAGUAGUCUUAAAUCAGCAAUGGGUUGUCGUCCCUUUCCAACAUUUCCCUCUUUAGUGGACUUGGAUUUUGAGAGCCCUCAUCCCUAUGACCUGACCCUGCUAGCACAUUUUCUCCAGAACUCCCCGAAUUUAGAGCGUCUUUCUCUGCACAAGGUAUUUACAAGAGAUGUUGAGGAGCAAUCAAUUUGGAAUCCACUCAAGGACUUGCUUGAUUGUUUGAAGCUGAACCUAAAGCAAGUUGAGUUUCCGUGUUUCAGAGGACGCAAGGAUGAAUUUGAACUGGUAGAGUAUUUUUUGGGCAAUGCAGAAGCUUUGGAGAUGGUGUUAGUUACCACUUCCCCCGAUCCUUUUGAAGACGAAAUGGCUGAGAAAAUAGAGGCAUUUGAUAGAGCUUCACAGGCUUGCGAAGUUUACGUUGGUUAUAUAUAGGGAGGGAGAGGACUGAGGAGAACACUCUCUGGAAAAGAUAUGGAAGCACUUGUGGACAUGAACACCAAAGACAAGUGCAGGUUCAAGCAGGCUGCCAGUUAUGUAAAACAGCAUAAGAGAACCCUUUUCACUUGUUUAGAGACUGCCCAAAAGUACAAAUGUUGUGGACUAAGUAUGGGGAACCAUCUGCAGGUAAAGGAGGGACUUUUGUAGGUUGGCUCAAGGCUGUGUUCGGUGCUUGUUCUGAGGAGGAUGUUUGCAGAUAUGUUAAGAGAUGCAACUUGCAACCUCUUUUUGUAUAUAGUUGAGUAGCAAACAUAUUAGAAAUUGAUGAUUACAUAUUUUAAUGAUUAUCUUCAAACUCAAAGGUGGUUGAAUUAAAUUGUACUACGUAUUCAGCUUUGUAAUAUUAAUAUGUUUUUUAUUAUUCUAUUUUGUGUAAGAGAAAUUAUUAUACAAUACUAAUCGAAUUAAAUGCUA
Molecule: messenger RNA, 2037 nt
Organism: Cuscuta epithymum
Lineage: Eukaryota; Viridiplantae; Streptophyta; Magnoliopsida; Solanales; Convolvulaceae
Source: the annotation of a GenBank genome assembly